UAUGGGCCAACUGAGAGUGUUCUGAAGUCAAGCUAUGUGCAACAUAAAAGGUGGGCUUCCCGCUGCCAUCGCAACAUCUCGAUAUUCACAGACUUUCAGAGCACUCUCAGUUGGCCCAUCUUAGAACACCACCUAGACUGAAGCCCAUCUACUCCAUCUACAGAAAUUCCUAGACUGAAGCCCAUCUACUCCAUCUACAGAAAUUCGAUAAGACUCCCCAACAAAACAUGGACGAACUCGAUAAACUGCUUUCCGAGCUACAGGAUGGGGUGUCAGGCUUUGCCCCGCCGGGGAAAGCAGGCGGCAAUGACGGAUCAAAUGGCGCACCAAAAGGAUUUGGUCUCAACAAAGAUAUUCCGGCUUUCGGAACCCCGAUGUCCCAGUUUUCGAAUACCAAUCAGGACAGUUUCCCGUCACAUGGGGAUGAAGUGGACCGCAACCUCGUGCCUUCUGCCACACCCUGCUUCAGUUGCAAUCGGCCCAUCAUGGGCGUCUCAGUGGUCGCAUUAGGGGAGCGACCAUUUCACCAAGAUUGCUUCCGUUGUUGUGUGCAGACGUGUCGGCGGCGGUUGACGGGAAUGCAGUAUUUUGAGGUGUUUCCAGAUGUCUACUGUGAAGGCUGCUACCAUGACAAGUUCAGCCAGAAGUGCGCGUACUGCGAGCAAGCCAUCAAAGACCGAUGUAUAUCAGCUCUUGGUAAGUGUUUCCACCCAGAACACUUCUUCUGUGCGCAAUGUGGUCGCACUUUCGGCCCAAACGAAAGCUUCAUGGAAUCAGAUGGAAUGGCCUAUUGCGAGGAAGACUUCUCGGCACUGUUCGCUUACGAAUGCACGAGAUGUAAGCACCCGCUGGCGGGCGACUACAUCGUCCAGUCUGAUAAGAAGUACCAUAGGGAGUGCUUUGCAUGCACGCAAUGCAAACGAGCCCUUGCGGCAGACAACGCAUUCGAACACGAAGGCUAUCCAUACUGCGAACGCGAUUACCACGUCCUCACGGCCCCAAAAUGCGCUACCUGCGAGAACCCCUUGAUCGGGCGGGCCGUGCGAGCAUGUGGGAAGCGAUACCAUGUGGAAUGCUUCCAGUGCUACUUUUGCAAGAACCAGCUGGAUCUUCCGACACAGGAUCCUGGAUGGGGUGGGGCGGCGAGAGGGAAUGCUGGGUUCAGGCAGCAUGAUGAAAAUCCCUAUUGCCAUCGAUGUUUUGUCAAGCUUUAUGCUUAGAUUUUAGAACUACGCUAAUGAAAGUCUGGGCAUUCAUUCACAGUUCCUUGGGGUGAAUUGUGAGUCAAGUCGUUCUCCGAACGCUAUUGGUUUCCUUUUCGCAUAUAAUUAUGAAUAUUCCAGCGAGCGAAGAACAAAUAUCUCCUAAGAAUAAAUACCAAAUGCAUCCACUAACACUUGUGGCGAAGCCGAGGCUAGUGUACAUCUCACCGAACCCUACGGAACAAAAGGCGUUGGGCUAUCCAAUGCUGACGUUCACCACUCCCUUCUCCCA
Messenger RNA from Fimicolochytrium jonesii, 1494 nucleotides. RefSeq lists its product as uncharacterized. The transcript has 4 exons. Gene Ontology annotation, molecular function: transcription coregulator activity. The record is from RefSeq and is a predicted model, not a curated record. Gene Ontology annotation, cellular component: Z disc; nucleus. Bases 228 to 1220 code for a protein of 330 amino acids. NCBI's taxonomy places the organism in Eukaryota, Fungi, Chytridiomycota, Chytridiomycetes, Spizellomycetales, Powellomycetaceae.